This is a messenger RNA of Cucurbita pepo subsp. pepo (vegetable marrow), 412 nucleotides long. RefSeq names its product protein RADIALIS-like 3. NCBI's taxonomy places the organism in Eukaryota, Viridiplantae, Streptophyta, Magnoliopsida, Cucurbitales, Cucurbitaceae. Gene Ontology annotation, molecular function: DNA-binding transcription factor activity. The record is from RefSeq and is a predicted model, not a curated record.
UGCAGGUAAGAAAAUUAAUUAUUUAUUAAAAUGACAUCUUCUUCUUCUUCGUCGUCUUCUUCAAGCUGGAGUUCAAAGCAAAACAAGGUGUUCGAAAAUGCUCUGACGGUGUACGACAAGGACUCGCCGGACCGGUGGCAGAACUUGGCAAGUUCCGUCGGCGGGAAGACGGCGGAGGAAGUGAAGAGGCACUACGAGAUGCUGGUGGAGGACGUCCACAAUAUCGAGACCGGCAGAGUUCCUUUGCCCAAUUAUUCUAAACCUCCUAAACACUAUUCCUCCAACACCUUUCUUGACGAAGAACAAACAUUGAAGGGUCUAAAGCUAAAAUGAUUGCAUUGAAGUAUAUAUGUACAUAUAUGUAUGUGUAUAUAUAUAUAUAUUAUGUAUAUGUAUAAAUAUAUGUAUGUGU